AGUACUCCUAUUGAGCAUGCUCCAGUCUCCACAAGCCCUGCACCUGCUUCUCUGCCUGCUGCUUCGCCCAGUCAGCCAGCUGCGGCGCCGCAGAGCCUGGCCAAACAGGUCUCACCGUCUCCUCCCGCUGCCCUGUCUCCGGCGCUCUCCCCAGCCCCGCCCACACCCAGAAGCACACCAGCACCUGUUCUGCCUGUAGCUUCUCCAGGGUCCCGCAACCUGUCGCUGGCUGCCUCCACUAUCUCCACUGCCAUCACAGCGCAGUCUAGAAACAGUGUUAGUAACUUGGCCAAGCCAACGACAGCCCUGGAGGCCCUGCCAAUCACCCCCAUCUUCCGCACCAGAGCUCUGCCGCAGCGAGUGCCCGCCGGCCCCUCCCUGCCCUCGGGGAAGCGCAGGCAGCUGAGCUUCAACAUGCAGUCCUCUUCUGCCUCCAGCUUCAAGUCUAAAACCUCCACUUCCAGUCCCUACUCCCAGCCUCGCUUGCAGCAGAGCUCUAUUGAGAUCCCCAUGGGGCCCCCUAAGCCAAAGGUCAUCAGCACUGCCAGCAUUGUGCCUUCUGUCUACCCGUCUGCACCAGCUCCAGCUCCUGCCCAGGCUCCAGCUGCCCCUAGCCCUUCCAGUCGCCCCCCCUGGGUGACAGAUGACUCUUUUGCACAGAAGUUUGUUCCUGGGAAGAGCACCACCACCGUGACUAAACACAUCCAUCCCCUUCCACAGGCAGCGCCCCCUGCCCCCGCCUACAUCCCCAACCCUGUGCAACCCACCUACAUCCCCAACCCUGUGCAACCCACCUACAUCCCCAACCCUGUGCAGGCCCCUUCUCCUGCAGGCCCCAGUCCCGCCUUCAACCUCUCUCCCGCGCCCUUCCCCGCCCCCGCCCCCUCCGCCGCCCGCGGAGUCGCCCAGAGGGCUGAGCGCUUCCCAGCCGGCAGCCGGACCCCCAUGUGUGCGUGCUGCAACAGCAUCAUCAGGGGUCCGUUCCUGGUGGCGCUGGGGCGAUCCUGGCACCCCGAGGAGUUUAACUGCCACUACUGCCACACCUCGCUGGCUGACGUGUGCUUCGUGGAGGAGCAGAGUAAUGUGUACUGCGAGUCCUGCUAUGGGGAAUUCUUCGCCCCCACCUGUGCCCGCUGCAACACCAAGGUCAUGGGGGAAGUGAUGCAUGCCCUGCGGCAGACCUGGCACACCACCUGUUUUGUGUGUGCUGCCUGUGGGAAGCCCUUUGGGAACAGCCUGUUUCACAUGGAGGAUGGGGAGCCCUACUGUGAGAAAGAUUACAUUGCUCUCUUCAGCACCAAGUGCCAUGGCUGCGACUUCCCUGUGGAGGCUGGGGACAAGUUUAUAGAAGCUCUGGGCCACACUUGGCAUGACACCUGCUUCGUCUGUGCGGUGUGCCACAUCAAUCUGGAAGGUCAGCCCUUCUACUCCAAGAAGGACAAGCCCCUGUGCAAGAAGCAUGCCCAUGCCAUCAAUGUGUAGGGCGCUGCCCCGGGGAUCUCUGGGAAACCUGAGGUCAGGCAGGGCCGUCCUUCCCAGAUUCCACUGGAACGAAACAAGAUACACGACAAGCCAACUGUUACCGAGAGAUCUGCUGAAAUGAUCAGAUUCUUUGUAGGCUUUACCGCCACAAUUGAUAAAUUUGCGUAAUGACGUGGAAACAAUAACUACAAGUCUUGGUACUGGUACUGAAACAAAUCUGUAACCAAACAGCUCCUUUACAUUAUCACAGGGUCGCCCUGUGUAAGGUGGCGGCUUAGGAAAUGCUGUUUGAAUGACAGUUCAGUGUGAAAACGACCAAGAUAUUUUGAUACACUGUCCUAGGCAGAUGGAAAAUGUUGAAGACCUCCCUCUUUGUUCAGACAUUCCUCAUAGAAAACUGUAUUUAAUUAAAUGUCAUCGAUGACCCUUCUCUUUGAAAGAUCAAGAUUGUCGUAUCCUAUUGUGUAUGAGGUACAUUGAAAUCAAAACUACUGUAGCUCCUUACGCUCACUGGAACACUUUCAUCAGCAACAUGGGGAAUCAGGCUGAAAGCCUUCUGCACACCAGGGCUUUUUAAAAUGUCAGAAUAUCUUGGUCCAGAGCUGACAAAAACUGUAAAAAAGAGCUCUGCCUUGUAAACUCUUAAAGGUCAUUUCUUGGAAGUCUGGUACCAAAGGGAAAUUUCCUUUAAUUGUUUUAGAAACUAUUCAUUUUGUUUUAGAAACUUUAUUUUAGAUAGUAUUAGACCUUACUGGCAGCACAUAAAGUUGCAAUAUAAACAGCAUUUUUAUAUUCGCACAUUAUCGUGGUGCACUGUAAAAAUCUAGAGAAAUAAUAUAUUGAAAGACAUAGGCUAAUAUGCCAACUGACAUGCUGUAUUUAUUUAAUAAGAAAGACAAAAUAUAAAAUUAUAACAGAGAUUUGGUUAUACUUUAGAGUUGAAAAUCACAUUUUAUGGUUACUUAACAAGUAACAAGGUACAAGAUAUAGUAAAGUGUUUAGAAAUGGGACUAAUAUGACAUGCUCAUAUACUGUACUUGUAAUUAGUCCUAAAUAGAGAUAAGUUCUUAUUAAGAAAAUGGCUGAAUUUAAUUCUGUAGUUAGAUGAUAUAGGUCAUAAAUCAUUUUUAAAUGAAUAAAUACAAAUUUCAACCCUUGAACUAAAGUGCUACCACACACAUGUAUUUUUUCAAAAAUACUUACUGUUGCUGCAUGAGUGCGGUAUGUAGAAAAUAUCAUCUGCAACUUAAAAAAGUAUCUUAAGCUGUUCAGAAAAACAGAUAUGUGUUGCUUUUGAUAGUUUCUUGGUUUUGCAUAGGAGUCCUGUGUAUUUUUGAGCUGUGCUGUGCUUUAGGAGAACAGCCUCCCACUUUCCAUGGAUCUGCAGGGCAGGGGGCAGAAAGCGAUGGGCAGGAAGGGGAGAGCGAGGGCUCAGGGAAGCAGCUGGCCUCAACAACGAGCCUGUCCCUGCUGUUCUGCCUGGUCAGCUUUUUCAUGGCAGGUGCCAAAAGCAAGCUUGUGUGUUUAGUGAGGGACCUAAUUCUGAAAAGGAGUAACUUUACAAUUUUUCUUUGUUUAAAAUCAAAAGGGCAGUCCUGUGAAAAAUGUGUCAGAUCCUAAAGCUGGAGCCACGGGGGUCCAGCUCCUAGCACAAGGACACAGUGGAGUCCACUUCAGCUUGUGUUCUUUAAGACUGUACAGUGUGAUCUGGACAUCUGUGCCUGGAUAGAGUUUUUAUUAAUGGCCACGGUCCAGAGGCUCGUUUUCAUUGGCCCAGUAGCCAAGUAUUAAGUUCACAAAGCUGCGCCAGAGCCAGCGCCUCCCCUUCGUACCUGCCCUUACCAGUAGCCCAGAGUCCUGCAGGAAUUAGGAACCUCUCUGGAGCAACAGGUGUGCCUGGAGCAAUAGGCAGCGCCCUGCGGGAGAGUGUUUCCAUCUCCUCUGUUCUGUAACGCGACGUACCUGUCCGCUGCUAAACGCCGUGCUGUGACAGUGCUCUGUCGGCAUGUGAGCAGACACGCAGAGCGAGAUUUUAUGUGUUUUAACUUCUUGUUUUACAUUCUGUCUCUGUGUUGCUUGAGAUUCGUGAAUGUGAAUGCAUUGUAAUAUUUAAGGAUGAGUUAUGUAGUAAAAUAUUGCAAUCAGAGAGGUGGGUAGGGUUAGAUGGUAAAUUUUAGAUUUAACCAUUUUUGAAUUCUUAAGAAAAUGAAGAGAUGCAUUUAUCUUUUCCCAAAAAAGAAGAAAAGUCAGAAAUACAAUCUAUGUAAGUAAACAGCAUACAGGUUUUCCAAGACAUUUUCCAUAUCAGACAGAACCUGCCUUGAAAGUGCACAGAAUCGGCCACUGUCAAGAUGCCUUCUGGAAAUGCAACUGAAGAGAGCAUCAUCACACUGUCUUUCUCUUCACUUACUGAAUGAUUCCCUGUAAUAGUAACAUACUGAUCAGCUCAGGUUUGCACCCAGCCUGCUGAUUUUUGGUCAACAUUUAAACUUAUUAUUUGAAAUAAACUUUUGAUUUCAGUAAUCAUUCAGUUAAUUUGCAGGUCAUUCUCCAGGGAUAUUAGUGUUAUAAGUUAUAUGCUGUAAAUUCACUCCACUAGGUAGCAGCAGGGGACUGUAACACUGCAAAGCCUAGGUAGUCAGUUUUCCUCUCCCUUCUGCUCUCAAUACAAAAAUGAGUGUUAAAACAGCAUGUACAAUGAAAAAGUCAAUUUUCCCUAAUUCUUUAUAUAUUCUUUAUAAAAUUAAUUAUAAAGGUGUUAAUAGCUCUAGAAAAUAGCUAAUAGCUUUUCCACUGUAUAUUACAAUGCAAUGCUAAAAUAGUUUACACUUCAAGGCCUAGUUUUGCCCCUCAUACAAUUAUUAAUUUUCUUAAAAUAUACAAAAUAAUCAUUUUUUCAGUUGUUUAAAGAAAAUUGUAAUUAUUCAACAUAUUUCUGUUGAUCGUCACUAAGGGAUAAAAUGUGUUAUCUCGGUGCAAUUAAUUAACUUUUUAAGAUAUUGAUAAAUGCAUUUUAGUUUCAGGAUUUGUAUAAGGGGUAAUCUAAUGGCCAACUUACAUGUGUAUUUACACUCCAAUAUCCAACAGGUAUGCUGGAGGUCAUUAUUUCAGGAAGAGGCCAUAGAUCCUAAGGAAUCUGUAGUUCUUGCCUGUUUAGAGUUUGUCUGCUGUGCAUCUCUUGGCACCUGAAGGACCAGUUUAUUAGUCCAGGAUCUGGAGCUCCAUGAUUCCAAGUGGCAAUAGUGUUGUACUGUGAAUAUUUAUUAGACUAGGAAGAUCGGAAUUCCCAGAAGAACAGAGAAGAGAGUGAGUUAUCUUCUCUUGGCAAUUCUUUGGCAACUGGUGGGCGUUGUCCUGCAUCAGCCUGAAAACUCUAGUGUGCCUGGGUGUUUCCUCCACUCACUCUGCCCUGUGUCAAUCUGUGCGUGUGGCCUCAUGGGAGAACUCAGGAUGCUCUCACUCUUUUCCCAUCUUCUGUCUCCUCUUCCUUUGAUUUUGUGAUUGCUAAAUUGCAGCUCACUUUCCAUUCCUAACUGACCAUCCAGCCACUCUGUCCUUGGCUUCAUUCGUUCAUUCAUUCCACCGGCGCUGCCCGAGUCUCUCUGUCAUCCUCUUUGUCAUUUUUCAGUGCCACUCUGACUCCAGGCUGUGCUGCACUCUUCUGCUCACCUUGCAAAUACUCUGCCCUGCUGCUGGGUCUCUCCUCUUGUGUGUUUCUGCCCUGCUCCUGGGUCUCUCCUCCUGUGUCUCUGCCCUGGUGCUGGGUCUCUCUUCCUGUGUGUCUCUGCCCUGGUGCUGGGUCUUUCCUCCUGUGUGUCUCUGCCCUGGUGCUGGGUCUCUCCUCCUGUGUGUCUCUGCCCUGCUGCUGGGUCUCUCCCCCUGUGUGUCUUUGCCCUGGUGCUGGGUCUCUCCUUCUGUGUGUCUCUGCCCUGCUGCUGGGUCUUUCCUAUUCCUGUGUGUCUCUGCCCUGCUGUUGGGUCUCUCCUAUUCCUGUGUGUCUCUGCCCCGGUGAUGUGUCUCUCCUCCUGUGUGUCUCUGCCCUGGUGCUGGGUCUCUCCCAUUCCUGUGUGUCUCUCCUCCUUGUGUAUGCUUGUGCCUUGGUGCUCUAGUCAAUGUUCUUCUUUCCCAUCCUUGGAUUUUAAACAGAACUGGCCACUUUGGAUUUGUUUCUUGGACUUGACUGGUCCUUUCAACAUUUUUGUUUUAAAAAUUUUCUUCAUACUUUAUUCUGGUCCCUCAGGUGUCCGUUUACACAAUUUGUACACACUGCUUAUAUUUAAAGUUAUUAUUUCAAGUUUGAAAUUGAUAUGGUUCAGCAGCUGUUCAAUAUGGGAUGUGUGCUGCUGUGCUGAUGUUAGCAUGAUAACAUCAGUUCUCAUGGCAUGCAGUGAUUUUCACUCUCUUAAGUUUAAUUUAUUGGAUCUUUUUUGUUUGUUUUUUUAAACACAAGAAUUUACCAAAAAUGGCCUUUGCAUUGUGAUUGUGUUCUUUAAUAAUGUUUUUGAGUUCAUUUACUGUUUUUUGGCAUGGACUGUGUGGAAAGAUUAGGAAUGAUUUAUUUUUUAUUUAUUACUAUUAUUAUCUAGUUUAUCUAGCAUCUCAAAUAGUAAUUUAGUAAUGUUUUGUAUAAGUGAGGUGUUUUGCUGUGAGGUGGGAAUCUCACGAUGCACGAUUUUAUUUGUUUUGAAUGGAGAAAAGAUACCUACAAAUUAGCUUUACGUACAAAAUACUGAAUUCUGUUGUUUCAAACAGUGAUGCCUUGGAAGUAACAUCACACACAGAACAAAGCAGGCACGGACACAGCAUUGUAGAAAGGACUGAUGCCGAAUGCUGAUAUAUAUACUGUACCUGGGCAGAGAGGGGUUGUGAGACAUCUGAACAAUUACCUUGUGUGCUGGUGUUCUUGUUUCACUAGGACAGGAGCUCUGUGUUCUCCAUGUUUAAAUAUUACAGGAAUUGCCACAUUUUAACAUACUCACAAAAAACACCAGUACUAAAAUACCAUUGUAGAUGCUUUACACAUGUUAAGACCAAGUUAAGAUCAAGUGUUAAACCCUCUUCAGACUUCUGAUAACAUUAUAUGUGCUUUUUAAAGCUCAGCAUAAGGGCAACAAAAGUCAGACCCCUAGCCAGUUACAGGAGUGAAAUCAUAAUCACAACACAACAAUCAAUCCUACUGUGUCUGGCUGUUGACUUGGCCAUUAUUUUGCCUGUGUGGGCUGGCGGUCCAGCAAUUUGAUCCACAGUAAUGGUUUGGAAGAAGGAGCUAAAGGGAAAAGGGAAUACUGGCAGCACAGGGAUGAUGUGAUGGCAGUAGAGUUCACGACUGUACUGGUGGUAGAUGGUUUUUCCUUCUAUCUAUUGGUGGGGGAAAACAACAAAUUUACUCUUGUAAAUAGAACUGAUGAGUAAGAUGUUAAACUUAAAGGUAUUGUCUGCCUGUCAGCAAAGACGUUGAUGUACCUGCUGGUUCUUUUGUAUUGUAAAAGCUUUUCUAAUUCUCUGUGUGUCUUUCACUGUGAUAAAGGUUUCUAUCAUUUCCCUUUGCCUGCAGGGACUUUUACUGUGAGAGCUGAGUAGCACUUCUUUCUGAUUGUUUCACUCUUGACACCAGAGCAGAAAUACCAUUACAGAGUUUACUGUUGGUAUGUUUUUAUUUGAAACAUUGUUCCUCACUGUAGUAAACUGGAAGCUCCUGUAUUUAAUAUCUGCAUGUUACACAAGAACGCAUGGGUGGAAAUGAUUUGUCUCCAGUAAAAAAGUAACAGUUCUGGAAAAAAAAA
This is a messenger RNA of Lepisosteus oculatus (spotted gar), 7265 nucleotides long. Its product is annotated as LIM domain-binding protein 3-like. Gene Ontology annotation, cellular component: filamentous actin; stress fiber; Z disc. NCBI's taxonomy places the organism in Eukaryota, Metazoa, Chordata, Actinopteri, Semionotiformes, Lepisosteidae. Gene Ontology annotation, molecular function: muscle alpha-actinin binding; actin binding. The record is from RefSeq and is a predicted model, not a curated record. Gene Ontology annotation, biological process: actin cytoskeleton organization; muscle structure development; heart development.